This is a messenger RNA of Closterium sp. Yama58-4, 780 nucleotides long. Lineage: Eukaryota; Viridiplantae; Streptophyta; Zygnematophyceae; Desmidiales; Closteriaceae. The record is from the annotation of a GenBank genome assembly.
AUGCUGCUGGUGUACAUUAAAAGGAACAACAAAUCCCCUGCGCAAUGGGCUGCCUCAACAAGGAGGCUGAGGCGUGGCAAAUCUGCUAAGAAGAUCAAUGGAUCCGCAAAGGAGAUCAAUGGAUCUGCUGGGACGAGCUGCUGGAAGGAGGUGUUGCUAAGUCAUUUCAGAGAAACUGAGUCGCCACCUCUUGAGUUGAAAUUAUGCUUUGCUGGAGCGAACGAGUUGCUGGAGUUGAAGGGAGGAGCCCCCUCCACUCGCCAUCCGCCUUGUCCUCCUCUCUACUUUCAAGGGAAGGAACUGCUGGAAUUGAAGAAAACUGAAGCUGCUCACGUCGAAUGGAAGACAUUAUUUGGGAUUCCGCCACCCAUCCGCCAUCGUCAUCCACCUCCCCGCCAUUCACCGGCUCUCCAACGUACAUCCCAAGGAAUCCGAGUUGCCCUCCUGGAUCGAAGAGAAGGCACUCCUUGGGACUUUGCCGUCCAUCCGCCAUCCGCCAUUCACUGGCUCUCCAAACCAAGUCUAAAGGAAACCGAGUCGCCACCUCUGGAGUCGGGCGUUGGUGCAGCUGGAGCUGAGCGUAUGCCUGAAGUCGAGAGCUGCUGGGAGGAGCUGCACGGCGCUGCAACUUUCAAGCUGCAACUUUCAAGAUUCCGCCGCGCACGGGGGCUGCCUGGGUGCCUCGACCAGGAGGGGGCUGAGCUGUGGCUGAGACAGGGCGGAGGCUGCUCCAGUGGUGAUGUGAUGUGCAACCGGGCCGGGACGCUUUUGGAGCUCUGA